UCACACGUUGGCACCAUAGAGGACGUAAAGCACUCCCAUCGCGUGUCGGUCGUAAGUCAGUGCAAUUUUUGCGAAUAAAAAAUAAAUUACAGUAAAAAUUGAUACAAAAUACAAAUAUAUAUAAAUAAACAAAUAGAAAAAAUCGUGCUAGUUUUGGUGUUUUGAUUUUCAUCGUUUUGAUAUCCUAGUGCUACCGCUUUUCCGCUCGCAACGUGCUAUGUAUGUGUGCCCCCACAAUUUCCGUGGCCGCAACGUGCUCGACGCCAAAACUCACAAUGACGCAAUCUAGUUAGGGGGAGCGCAUUGCUCCUUCGGUGAAAGCUCAUACGUGCGACUUUUGGCUCAUGGAUGAAGGAACCUCAACCGAAACAGACGAAGCCUUUAGAAGUUGUCGAGAAGGCUAUGGAAAAGAAUCGGAUCUUGCAAGAGAAGGCAUACGAUUAGUCUUAAAUAAUAAAUUUGAGGAGGCGCAAUCCCUUUUUAAAAAUCAUGCUCAGUCCCUUCAGAUGGAAGCUGCAUUCUGCUUUGUCUCCUUAAUCAAUGCGUUAAUGACAUUUGAGGAUGACAAACUUAGAGAUACUUUACGUGCAUUUCAAGAAUUGGAGUCCAAAUGCUCUCAAGACAACAGCUGGUUCGAGAGCAUCAAGAGCAAAGUUUUCGGCGUUGAUAGUUCUACAGCGCUGAAACAAUUGGAGGAGCAGAUAAUAUCGGCAGAUGCUCAAGUCUUCAUAGCAUUACUCAACUUCCUUCAGCAAGAUAUAUCAAGCUUCAUGAAAGGGAUUUGGGUGCUACGCAAAGCUUGGAGAAUAUAUCAAACGUGCUAUAAUCAGAUAUUCAAACUCCAGAGCGCUGGAGCGUUAUCGACUAGGUUCACAGAUUCGACAUGGGAAGAGAUGUGCAUCUCCAGAAGCCAGUCCGUCCAAACCACACUUGGAGAUCCGCAAGGUCGGAAAAAAAGUUGUUCCUUCUCAGGGAGCGAGGCGGGCACACCGUGCACGAGCGUGGACCCCGCCCAAGGAUACUCGUCUAAUUUUAAAAAUCGAUUCUAUAGCUUAUUUUCAUUAACCUCCGAAACUCUAACACAUGUUCCGUCAAUCGACUCAGACGAAUAUUCGAGACUGAUGGCGGCCGUAAGUUUUGGAUAUGGUACUUUUCAGUUAUGUUUGUCUCUACUACCAGCGUCCGUCCUAAAAGUGAUACAUUUUCUUGGCUUCAGCAGCGAUCGGAGGAAAGGAAUAGAAGCACUCUUGUAUUCUAAAAACAGUGAUGACAUGCGAGCACCUCUGGCGGUAUUGACAUUGCUCUGGUUUUAUACCAUCAUUCAACCGAUAUUUGAGUUGGACGGUAACGUGAGCACUCAAAAUAUCCAAGCAGCUGAGACCUUACUGCUAGACGCGGAGGAGGAAUUCAAAGGAGCUGCCUUGUUCCUUUUUUUCAAAGGCAGGAUUCAAAGACUAAAGAAAAAUAUAUCAAAAGCAAUUUUGGCAUACCAAGCAGCGAUUGACAGCUCUCCGCAACGAGAAGUGAAACUUUUGUGCCUUCACGAAGUGGGAUGGUGUUACUUGAUGGAGUUGGAUUGGAGUAAUGCCUAUUACGUGUUCAAUUAUCUUUACCUUCAGAGUAGAUGGUCGAAAAUUUUUUAUUUGUACCUAACAGCAAUAUCAGCAGGUGCUGACGGGUUCCACGACAAAGCCUCAAAAAUUCAGGCUGAUAUCAAGCGAAACCACCGCCCUAGCACACACAGUCCAUCUUCAUCAAAAGAGCAGCUUGAGGAGUUUGUAUGGAAGAGAUCCAAUAAAAUGGAACCAAAAAAUAGAUUUUGCAAUAAUUUACUGAUCUAUGAGAUGCUGUACUUGUGGAACACCCUGGCACCAUGCUCUACUAUAGGCAAAAUUAUUGAAGACUGCUCGGAAUCGAGAGAUCAGGAGCCUAUGGUAGGGCUUCGACUUUUAGUUCUUGGAGCAGCACUAAACAGCCGUGGUAAAAGUUCCGAAGCAGUGCAAAGCUUUAAAGAGGUAUUAACUCUUCGUCAGAGUCUUCCAAAAACUGCCGACGAUGCACACAUCUCUGCCUUUGCCUUGUAUGAACUCAGCAUGAUACUUUUAAGGGAGGAAUCGACAAGAGCCGAGGGCAAAUUUCAACUCCAGGAGCUACAAUCCAGUUACAAAAACUACGAUUUUGAAAGUCGGCUCAGCAUGAAGAUUCAAGCUGCUUUGAAUUCUUUGAAAAGAUUCUAAGACUUAUGAGAAGUCAAAACAUUCUCUUGUAAGGAAAGUUACAGUUCCAGAGUUUAUGAAUCAAAGCAAAGAUGCCUGUAGUCAUCAUUUUGUUACCUAAAAGUUCUUGGCUCUGGAUAUUUCAGAACAAUUGAGCAACUCGCCAUGAAAAGAGCUGUGAUGCACUUAUACUACUUCUUCUUGAGCCAUCUUUAGGUUUAGCCCAACGAUUACGAAAACUGACGAGAGUGGUUACCUCUAGGUUUGUGACUAUGUAAAAUGAGGAAUAGAAAAAACACUUAAAAAAUUAGAAGGCAUGCUGCUUAUAUUUGAGUUAAUGUCAACCGAAAAUCUCCACCUUUCAAACACUUGACGAGGUACUUGUUGGUUGGAUUUCCAGUGCGUUACCAUUAAAUACACUUUUAGACUUGGCAUGGGUCCUCUCCCCUAGGAGUCGCUUCGAAAACUUAAGGGAACCCAAAAACUUCAAAGUUUAAAGUAUCCCAUGUUUUGUGAAGGACCAGACGCAAAAGCAUGGGUUCAAAAUAUACAUCGCAUGAACAAGUGUGUUUAUGUGCAUGAAAAAAAGUACAUCCAAAAAAGUAAGGUACACACUGUGAUGAAUUACAACAUGAUAACUGGAAUCUCAAAUUUUAUGAUAUAUGUCACUUAACUCUUUCAUUCAAGGUACCCUUUACGUACAAAUCACGUGGGUAACUAAUGUCUCUAGUCUUUUCCUCUCAAAUACAUUUCAUAUUUGUCUAUCAUACUGAAAUUAAAAUAUACAAUACAGAAAAUAUAGGAUACCGAUAGUAGUCAACGGCUAAAUAAUUCAAGAAUUUGGUUAAAAUUUAAAUCUCCUGAGGGGAGACAAAUAUUAGCCCCCAUUCAUAGAGUUGCCUCAUUACUUAUCGACUAUCUCGAAAUGCCCAUUUUUAGGUAUUAAUGUUCCUUUCAGUUUUUUACUUGUCAAAUUGGUUUGAACAAGAAAAGCUUUACACUCAGUCCACUAUUUCCAUCCAUAUUCUUUUUAUUUUUGAGAAGCACUGAUUGGCUAAUCGUUGUUCAGAUAAAUCCUUUAUUUUGUUAUCUAAUGUUAAAACUGAAGUUAGACUGAUUUUCUGAAUUGUUUUAUAGAGCACUUUGUAGUUCAAAUUUUAUAGUAUAUUUUAUUAUUGAAUAAAGCAAUAUUUCUAAAUUA
Bemisia tabaci is the source of this 3417-nucleotide messenger RNA. RefSeq names its product tetratricopeptide repeat protein 39C. Lineage: Eukaryota; Metazoa; Arthropoda; Insecta; Hemiptera; Aleyrodidae. The record is from RefSeq and is a predicted model, not a curated record. Gene Ontology annotation, molecular function: protein binding. Gene Ontology annotation, biological process: cilium assembly.